GGGGGAGCGCGGGCGCCGGGCCCGGGACCGAUCCAGGCCGCCAUGACCAAGCUGGGGCAGUGGCUGUGCGGACUGGCCCUGCUGGGCUCGGCCUGGGCCGCGCUGGCGCUGGCGCCGCCGGGGCUGCGGCUGCCCGCCCCGUACCGGCAGGCCCUGCUGCCCCUGCCCGUCUACCUGCUGGUGGCCUUCGGCUGCUACUCCCUGGCCACCGUGGGCUACCGCCUGGCCACCUUCAACGACUGCGAGGAGGCGGCCGCCGAGCUGCAGGAGCACAUCGGCGCGGCGCGGGAGGACCUGCGCCGGCGGGGGCUGCGCUUCUGACCCCAAUAAACCCGAGGGACGGUGGCUGCCAGGGCAGGGUGGGCAAAGAGACCGGCCUGCUGCGGCUCCCCUGGGCUUUGCUGCCCUGGUUGGGGGCCACAGGCAGCUGAGGACACUGGGACGCUGCUGGAAGCCACAACGAUUUAUUCUUCUGUCACCCGAUGAGCCCUCCCCACCCGGGAAGGGAAAAAACAAGGAAACCUGAGAGUUGAAAUAUAAACAGAUUUCCUAAAAUAA
Calidris pugnax (ruff) is the source of this 558-nucleotide messenger RNA. It is a transcript of the gene DPM3, whose product is annotated as dolichyl-phosphate mannosyltransferase polypeptide 3. Gene Ontology annotation, cellular component: endoplasmic reticulum membrane; dolichol-phosphate-mannose synthase complex. The transcript has 2 exons. Gene Ontology annotation, biological process: GPI anchor biosynthetic process. The record is from RefSeq and is a predicted model, not a curated record. NCBI's taxonomy places the organism in Eukaryota, Metazoa, Chordata, Aves, Charadriiformes, Scolopacidae. The coding region runs from base 43 to 321 and encodes 92 amino acids.